Chiloscyllium plagiosum (whitespotted bambooshark) is the source of this 2886-nucleotide messenger RNA. RefSeq names its product zgc:85777. Gene Ontology annotation, molecular function: flavin adenine dinucleotide binding; acyl-CoA dehydrogenase activity. Gene Ontology annotation, cellular component: cytoplasm. Gene Ontology annotation, biological process: fatty acid beta-oxidation using acyl-CoA dehydrogenase. The record is from RefSeq and is a predicted model, not a curated record. Lineage: Eukaryota; Metazoa; Chordata; Chondrichthyes; Orectolobiformes; Hemiscylliidae.
CGCGCCUGCGCACUCUCGGUCGCCAUGGCCUCCUGUUGGUGUCGGCUGUUCCUCCGGAGCCGGAUCGGGAACCGCUGCUAUUCGCAGACAGCGGCCCGUCACACGGAUUCCGCGUCACCCCCUCAGGACAUUAUCUACACUCAGGAGCAUUACAGCCUGAGGGACUCCCUCCGGAAGAUCAUUGAGAAGAAAAUUAUUCCCUUUGUUGAUAAAUGGGAAGAAGCAAGGGCAUUCCCAGCCCAUACAAUCUUCAAAAUUCUUGGACAGGCUGGCUUCCUGGGUGUUAACAAACCAAUAGAAUGUGGAGGGCUUGGUUUGGAUUUCAGCUACAAUAUAGCAGUAGCAGAAGAACUGGGAAACAUACCAUGUGGUGGGAUUCCCAUGGCAAUCGGCGUCCAGAGUGAUAUGGCUACACCAGCUCUAACCAGAUUUGGUUCCGAUGAACUGAAACGUCAGUUCCUCACACCUACCAUUGCUGGGGACAUGGUAGCCUGUUUAGGAGUCAGUGAAGUUGAAGCUGGAUCGGAUGUUGCAAAUAUCAAGACCAAAGCUGUGAAGCAUGGAGAUGACUACAUAAUAAAUGGAGGGAAGAUGUGGAUAACUAAUGGUUGUCAAGCUGACUGGAUGUGUCUUUUAGCAAACACUAGUGAUGGGCCUCUUCACAAAAGCAAGUCUCUCAUAUGUCUGCCGAUGAAAUUACCAGGAGUCCAUGUGGCUAAAAAGAUUGAUAAAUUGGGCAUGUGGUCCUCAGAUACAGCACAGAUCUUUUUUGAAGAUGUUAGGGUUCCAAGAAAAUAUCUCAUCGGCGAAGAAGGAAUGGGUUUCACCUACCAGAUGUUGCAAUUCCAGGAAGAGCGCAUGUGGGCAGUUGCAGCAAUGCUGGCUCCACUGCAAAACAUCAUACAGGAAACUAUCGAAUAUACACGCCAACGUAAGGUCUUUGGUCAACCAGUCUUGCACAACCAGACAGUACACUUCCGCCUUGCUGAACUUGAAACUGAGGUUGAACUUGUUCGUUCGCUCCUUUAUCGUUGUGUUGCUCAGUAUAUUCAAGGAAAUGAUACAACAAAAUUGGCCUCUAUGGCAAAAUUGAAGGCAGCCCGCCUAAUUCGUGAGGUAACUGAUAGCUGUCUUCAAUUCUGGGGAGGAAUGGGUUUUACUAAUGAAGUGCUGGUCAGUAGACUGUACAGGGAUAUGAGGUUGAUGUCAAUAGGAGCUGGUGCAGAUGAAGUGAUGCUGUCCAUCAUAUGCAAGUACAUGGGGACCAUUCCUGGAAAAAACUGAUUCAUAUAAUAGCAAACUCAUCAACAGGGACAAGAACAAAACUGUAAUCUAUUGCAUUAAUUGCUGAUGGUGCUUUCGACUAUAUGUUUCACAGUGCCAUUUUGUAAUAUAAUUUUUUUGUCUUGGAGAAAUGUAAUUGUCAGCAUAAUCUUUCACUUCAGAAUGGAGAAGUAUUUUGGAAAUUCAAAAAUCAAUCAUUUUUAUUUUUUAUUUAACUGAAAUAACAUCACAUUUAAAGAAUUGAAAAGAUUGUGGGAGUACUUUGAGCUGAAAGUACUCACACACGGUUUCCAAUAUUUUAUUUCUAAUUUGAUACUGAAGUUGAGAAAAAUAUUACUGAGGAAAGAAAAAGAUCUCCCUACAGUAGAGCAGUCUGAAGAAUUACAAUAGUUGUUUUUUAAAAUUACGAAAUGUUUGGAAACAAUAGUUUAAAAAAAAUGCUUCUGAUUGGAUGUCAUCUACUUCAAAUUGCCAUUGUGCAGAAACUUAAAGUAUGGGAUGCUUUAUUACAAUACGGCAGACAUAGAUAAAUAUUUGAAGCAAAUUAAAAUUCAGUACUGGAAGACAUUAGUUGUGGAUUUCUUUAAUAAGAGCUUGCAAGUGACAGUGGACUACUUGUCCCCAUAUGUCAUAAAGCUAUAUGAUCUAAUGUUACCCAUCACAAAAUAUGUGGAAUUUUGUUGUGUUAUAGUCUUGCAGCGCUUUGUCUCCUUCUAUUUAAACUCUGAUAGAAGUUCAAGAGACCUUGAAUGCACCAGACUAACUUUAUUCACUUUACUGUUUACAAACCUUGGGGAAAGACUCACUGCUGCUGAAUUUGAUAGUUUUAGGGAAGUGGAUAGAAUGAUUCUGAAAUGAAUAUAACGUGAGGUAGAUGAGCAGCAAUGGAAUUGUGGAUCUAUUUGACACUAGAAAAUGGCGCAAUUUUCAUGACAAGUAUAAAGAUAACUAGUAAGGCAAAGUGGUGGAAAAAGCUUUAAGAGGAAAUACUUAUCUCACACUUUAAUAUAACAUAAAUCGAUUUUCAAACUUGACAGCUUUUUUGAAACCCAUUGUUCAGACGUAAAACUCUGGAUUCCAUGCCUCAAAUUUUGUUGCCACAUUUCUUUGAAGAUCUUUCAUUAAACUAAAUUCUAGCAGCUAGGCAAGAUAAUAAGAAAAAUAAAUUGAUAAAAAGAAAUUUUGAGUACAGUGGGAGCAAAAAACUUGAAUCAUCUGUAAACAGUACUUUUGGUUACUUACCAUAAUUGGCAAGUUUUCCAUUAAUAGCUUAGAUUAUUACACAAACGUCUUGGAGCAGGCUAAUCUAAUGGGGUUUUGAGUCUGAUUUUGGGGUGUCAUUACAUAUUCUGAUCUUAUGUAAUGUGGCUCACUGCCAUCAAUUGUACAUCAAAUUGUAUUUGUGUUAAUAAAUUUGUAUAAAUAAUGGAUCAACUGUGAUAUAUUAAUGAACAAAUACUGUAAAAGCAGUGGUGAAUGGAACCUUUGCCAUGCAAGCAUAAGAUGAUAAAUAUAUGCACAAUAAAAUCUUCUUUACAUUAUCCCUCAUUCUACUCUUCCCUGGUGUAGGCAGCAAUAAAUAAAUCUCCGUCAUUGAUCUAA